This is a messenger RNA of Oncorhynchus keta (chum salmon), 1958 nucleotides long. Its product is annotated as hydroxymethylglutaryl-CoA lyase, mitochondrial-like. NCBI's taxonomy places the organism in Eukaryota, Metazoa, Chordata, Actinopteri, Salmoniformes, Salmonidae. Gene Ontology annotation, biological process: ketone body biosynthetic process; L-leucine catabolic process. The record is from RefSeq and is a predicted model, not a curated record. The coding region runs from base 69 to 1091 and encodes 340 amino acids. The transcript has 9 exons. Gene Ontology annotation, molecular function: hydroxymethylglutaryl-CoA lyase activity.
UGCCAACGCCAUGAUACCAAAGAAGAAGAAGAAGAAGAAAUUGACGUUAACGCUUAUGUUGGACUAAAAUGGCGGCUGUCAUGAGAUUUGUCAAAAGAAGCUGUUUUGGUUCUAAAAUGGGUCUUCAAUGUUUAUCCUUGAGUCGUUCAGCAGCAGUGGCACAAUUAGUUCAGGAUGGCGCGUCUGCAGGGAAAACUCUCCCAGAGAGGGUAAAGAUAGUGGAGGUGGGACCCAGGGAUGGCCUGCAAAAUGAGAAGACUGUCGUUCCUUCUGAAGUUAAGAUUCACCUGAUUGACAUGCUCUCAGAGGCGGGUCUUUCUGUCAUCGAAGCCACGAGCUUUGUCUCCCCGAAAUGGGUUCCACAGAUGGCAGACCAGGUGGAGGUGAUGAUGGGGAUCCACAGAAGGCCAGGUGUGUCCUACCCCGUUCUGACCCCCAACCUCAAGGGAUUCCUGGCAGCUGUGAAUGCAGGAGCUGCAGAGGUGGCCAUAUUUGGUGCAGCCUCGGAGCUGUUCAGUAAGAAGAACAUAAACUGCUCUGUGGAUGAGAGCCUGCAGCGCUUUGAGGUCGUCACCAAAGCAGCCAAAGAGGCCGGCGUGCCAGUCAGAGGGUAUGUGUCAUGUGUGCUGGGAUGCCCAUAUGAGGGCAAGGUGUCACCAGACAAAGUGGCUCAGGUAGCUAAGCGUCUGUACUCCAUGGGUUGCUAUGAGAUAUCUCUGGGUGACACCAUAGGUGUGGGUACCCCAGGUGGCAUGACUGAGAUGCUGCAGGCGGUGAGCAGGGAGGUGCCCGUCAACGCUCUGGCAGUCCACUGCCAUGACACCUACGGUCAGGCCCUGGCCAACAUUCUCAUUGCUCUGCAGAUGGGUAUCAGUGUUGUGGACUCGUCAGUGGCUGGCCUUGGCGGGUGUCCAUAUGCACAAGGGGCUUCUGGCAAUGUGGCCACAGAAGAUGUGGUGUACAUGUUGCACGGACUUGGCAUUCAGACGGGAGUGGACCUGCCAAAGCUGAUGGAUGCUGGAGCUUUUAUCUGUCGUUCCCUGAACAAAAAGACAAGCUCGAAAGUGGCCCAGGCCACCUGCAAACUCUGAACCUGGCUCCACAAAGGCCUAGAAGAGGGAUGUCACGAGUGAUUCCUACGGACAAGGCUAAAAGGCAUUACUAAGGCAACACACCUGUGCCACAGAGGUGUAAUAUAUUUUGAUUAGCUGCAGAUAAAGAUGGUUGUAAGAACUGUGUGUGUUCCAUUAUUUGAUAUAAGUCAAGUACCUCGCUUAUAAAUGAAGAAAUCUAAAUAGUUGGAAAGCCUUGCUCAAGUGGUGCCUUAUCAUUCACAUCAUGUCCUACAUAAACCUGGUGCCUUGCCCGCUACCUUUGUGUGUUACAUGAUUAUUGAAAAUACACUAAUCAUGGAUGGAAAUGUUAUUCUGAAUAAAGUAUGCUGUUUUAAUAUAAUUUAACGUUAAAUGAACAACAAAGUUAAAAGAAGGGAUUGCCUGACUUGUACUUCAGUUGCUUGGUGUACAAACAGCCUUGUCCUUAUUUGUCAAUCCUUAUGUUUAGCCAGUUGUCGUAACAGUGGCAAAGGGAUGGGUCCUGCCAGUGUAUUGCAGUAGGUAUCCUAAACAGAUCUUGAUGUUUGCAGAGUGGAAUAGAAAAUACAUGUAUUGAUAAGAAUCAACCAAUUGUUUUCUAUUAUGGGACAGGAAGUCACAGGAUUUAGUCAUUCUGAUGUCAUGUUUAUUUCCAUUGAACCAAACUUCCAACUAUCCUUACUUGAAAACCACUUAGGAGUUACAAGCCUACCAUAUUAGGACUAUUAAAGUCCAUUCCUGCAGUUUGAGUGGAAUUUGUCUGUUUUUCUUUUUUUGUUUAAUUCUUGGUUUUGGUGUGUCUCGUUGAAUGUAAAUAUUUAUUGUAAAAGGUUACACUUCUGAAUUAAAGCCAUUUGAAAAGUU